This is a messenger RNA of Pediculus humanus corporis (human body louse), 1959 nucleotides long. RefSeq names its product sphingomyelin phosphodiesterase, putative. The record is from RefSeq and is a predicted model, not a curated record. Gene Ontology annotation, cellular component: lysosome. Gene Ontology annotation, molecular function: acid sphingomyelin phosphodiesterase activity. The transcript is spliced from 13 exons. NCBI's taxonomy places the organism in Eukaryota, Metazoa, Arthropoda, Insecta, Psocodea, Pediculidae. The coding region runs from base 1 to 1959 and encodes 652 amino acids. Gene Ontology annotation, biological process: sphingomyelin catabolic process; ceramide biosynthetic process.
AUGAUCGUACGCGGUUUAGUCAUUUUUUCAUUUUUUAUUAAUUUUCACGCGUCAGGUUUACCAACGACCGGAAAAUCAACGGAAUGCGUAAACGAACCCCUGUGGACGGUCGUGGGAAAUCACUACGUGAAAAGAGACGAUGGAAAAACAUCAUCGUGCGAUACAUUUAAAAAAGAUUUUUUAGAAGAAAGAAUUUUCCGAGAGGAAUACUAUGAUAUUUUGGCGGGAAUAAAAACAAAUUUGGAUUUUUUCGAAAUAAAUAAAAUAUUAGAUCAAAUGGUUAAAAUUUUAAAAUCUUUUCAAUAUUCAUUAACGGACGAAUUGAUGUGCACCGGAUGUUCGGCCGCCGUCAAUACUUAUCGAAUGCUAUCUGGUAAAGCUAUGAAACCGGAUGAUAUCUUAUCGUUAUUUAAUAAAAUUUGCGUUGAUUUGAAUAUAAUGACACCGAAAGUUUGUAACGGAACUUUAGAAUCCUACGGACGAACCCUAACGACGAUCGUUGACAAAACAAAUAAAACAUCUAAUCACGUGUGUCAAUUUUUACUCAAUUACAAAUGCGGAAAUGAAAAUUUUCCAGAGUCACAAUGGAACGUUACGCUACCGCCAACGAAAAAACCUCCUUUAAUGAAACCAUCUCCGGUUCCGGAUUCGGUUAAGAAAUUAAAAGUUUUACAUUUGACCGACACUCAUUGGGAUACGAAAUACGAAGAAGGAACUUGGGCCGAAUGUAGACUUCCGCUUUGCUGUAGAAAAGAAAACGUACUUCCGGAUGGUAAAGCGACAAAAGCUGGAAAAUACGGCGGAUGGAAAUGCGAUAUACCGGAAGAAACGUUCGAUGAUAUGUUAAGACACGUCGUCAAACAACAUCCGGAUUUGGAUUACGUUUUAUGGACGGGUGAUAUACCACCUCACGAUAUUUGGGAUCAAGGAAAAGACGACAACGUGCAAAUGUUAAAAAAAACGGUUGCAAAAUUAAAAUCAGCUUUUCCGAAAACUCCCAUUUAUCCAGCAUUGGGAAAUCACGAAUCCGUACCCCCCAAUAUGUUUCCCGUACCUGAUAAAAACGCUUUGGAAAAUCCAAUGGAUUGGUUAUAUAAAGAACUAAGCAUCGAAUGGGAAGCUUGGCUUCCGGAAAAUUCAACGGAAACCGUACGAAAAGGUGCAUUUUACACGGCACUCGUUCGUCCCGGCCUCAGAUUGGUAUCCAUGAACAUGAAUUAUUGUUAUAGUUUCAAUUGGUGGCUUUUGUUAAACAAUGUCGAUCCAUUGAACGAAUUACACUGGCUUGCAACUCUUCUCCAAGAAUCUGAAAAUAAAAAAGAAAGCGUUCACAUAAUUGGUCACGUUCCUCCCGGAAACAAAGAUUGUUUGAAAAUGUGGCAAACUAAUUAUUAUAAAAUAAUAAGCAGGUACGAAGACACGGUGACCGGUCAAUUUUUCGGACACACUCAUUACGAUAAAUUUGAAUUGUAUUACGAUGUUGCCGAUUCUAAACGACCCGUCGGCGUCGGUUACGUGGCACCAAGUUUGACUACUUACACGUAUUUAAAUCCCACGUAUAGAAUUUACCACAUCGAAGGAGACGCGAAAGGAAGCAGAAGAUUCGUCGUCGAUCACGAAACUUGGUACAUGGAUCUCGAAAAAUCAAAUCAAAUGAAAAAAUCCGAUUGGAAACUUUUAUAUUCCGCGAAAAAAGAUUUCAAAAUGGCGAAUUUAUAUCCCGCAGACUGGAAUAAAGUUUACAAUGAUAUGAAGACUUCGAACGAAACCCUUCAAUUGUUUCACAAAUUUUACUGGAACGAUUCUCCAAAAAGGCCGGCAUGUGGAAACGAAUGCAAAUUAGAAAUGCUUUGCGAAGUUCGUUCCAUCGUUUUGUUUCUUUUUUUUUUUUCUCCAGCGCACAAAAAAAUCCUAUUAUUAAAACAAUUUAUUAAAACAUACGACAAAAUAAAAAAUUAG